Nerophis lumbriciformis (worm pipefish) is the source of this 2292-nucleotide messenger RNA. NCBI's taxonomy places the organism in Eukaryota, Metazoa, Chordata, Actinopteri, Syngnathiformes, Syngnathidae. The record is from RefSeq and is a predicted model, not a curated record.
AUGCAAGUUAUAAGAGGUGUUCUUUUUAUCCUCCACAUGAGUGCCAUGGGCCAAGCUUACUCCUGCCCUAAUGCCUGUAAUUGCUCAGAAUGGAAGAGUCGUACUAUCUCUUGUAUUGGUAUUGAUAGGAUUCCCAAUUUCCCUGCUGCCACUGAGACACUGUGGCUUUUCGAGACACGUCUAUCAUCUGUGCCUUCAGAUGCUUUUGCCAACGUGGUCAACAUCUCCAGGAUAUAUUUAUCAGUGGACGUGACCCUACGAAGGUUAGAGAGGAACUCAUUUCACGGCCUGAAGAAAAUCACCCAUAUAGAAAUACGAAAUGCGAAGGAUUUGACUUACAUUGACCCAGAAGCAUUUAAGAAUCUCCCAAACCUGAAAUAUCUGGGGAUUUUCAAUACGGGACUUAACAUCUUUCCUGAAUUGGGCAACAUCCACUCAAAUGACAAUUUCAUCCUGGAAAUUGUAGAUCAGCCACACAUUUCUGUCAUCCCACCUGACUCCUUCCGUGGCAUCACCAGUGAUGUACUGACAGUGAUGCUGUAUGGGAAUGGCUUCAGGGAAAUCCAACAUCAUGCAUUCAAUGGGACCAAGCUGGAUCAAGUUGAUCUUUACAGGAAUAAGUAUUUGACCAAGAUGGACGACAGCGCUUUUGACGGUGUCAUCAGCGGGCCAAUGCUUCUAGACAUAUCCCAGACAGGGAUCACGUCCCUGCCCACCAGUGGUAUGGAGUCCCUGAGAGAACUGAAGGCCCAAAAUGUGUGGUCCCUCAAGAAAUUACCACCUAUCAAAACCUUCAAGCACCUCACCAGAGCUAACCUCACCUAUCCCAGCCAUUGCUGUGGCUUCAAAAAUCUAAAAAAGAAAAGAGGCUUUAUGGAGUACAUCAUCUGCAACCUGACAGCGCUCUAUGAACAACACCGCAAGCGUUCGGUGGCACCCUUUCACACGCCCUCCCUUCAAGAUGUGAUAGAAGACAUCCCAGAAGAACCAAACGAUGGUGAUCAAAGGGGUGUCUUCCAUGGCAGCUUGUACUACCAUGCUUACUUUGGGGGCCAUCCAGAUGAGGAUGUGGGAUUUGGAGAGACCCUCAUUAACCCUCAAGAGGACACCAGUCAAGACUUUGAUAAUCGAUAUGAUUAUCUGGUGUGUGAUGAGGGGGAGGAGGUUAUAUGUGCGCCAGUGCCUGAUGAGUUCAACCCAUGUGAGGACAUCAUGGGCUUUGCCUUCCUGAGGGUGUCCGUGUGGUUUGUAAGCCUUCUGGCAAUUUUGGGGAAUGUGGUGGUGCUCCUAGUGCUGCUCACUAGCCACUACAAACUUUCCGUGUCUCGUUUCCUCAUGUGCCACCUGGCCUUCGCCGAUCUCUGUAUGGGGAUUUACCUACUCCUCAUUGCCUCGGUGGACCUACAUACCCGAGCUGAGUACUUUAACCAUGCCAUUGACUGGCAGACGGGCCCCGGCUGCGCCCUUGCUGGGUUUUUCACCGUGUUUGCCAGUGAGCUGUCUGUCUACACAUUGACAGUGAUCACGCUGGAGAGGUGGUACGCCAUCACAUUUGCAAUGCGGUUGGAUCGUAAGCUGCAUCUUCAUCAUGCGGCUGCGGUGAUGCUGGGCGGUUGGAUCUUCUGCCUACUGCUGGCGCUGCUCCCAAAUGUAGGUGUUAGCAGCUACCAGAAGGUCAGUAUCUGUCUCCCAAUGGACAUCCAAACCACUGAGGCUCUGGUCUACGUCAUCUCUGUGCUGGUCCUCAAUGUCAUUGCCUUCCUUGUUAUCUGCGCUUGCUAUGUCAAGAUCUACUGCACUGUGCACAAUCCUCAAUACCGCUCCGGAUCUAAAGAUACCAACAUAGCGAAACGCAUGGCAGUCCUCAUCUUUACCGACUUUCUCUGCAUGGCACCAAUUUCCUUCUAUGCAAUGUCAGCAGUGUUGGACCAGCCUCUCAUCACAGUCUCCAACUCAAAGAUAUUAUUGGUGCUCUUCUACCCGCUCAACUCGUGUGCCAACCCAUUUCUUUACGCUAUCUUCACCAAAGCCUUCAGAGGGGAUGUGUUCAUUCUCCUCAGUAAAAUUGGUUUGUGUCAGCGGCAAGCGCAAUUGUUCAGGGGUCAAACAGUUUCCUCCAAAGGUAGCAGUGGGACAUCACAAGUCCGAAAAGACAAAGGCAAGCUCAGAAAAGUAAGAAUUCCAGGCAAGAAAAAUGCAACUAUUAACCUGAAGAAGUACUCAGAGUGCACAUUCCAUCCGGUGGUCGGCCUGAAGACAGACCUUGAAGAGAACCAGAUCCUGGAGACGUGA